GCCAGAGAUGUCAGCGUAGUGAUCAGCCCUCACAUCAGGCUCAAGAGGGCAUCCCAGAACACAUUCCGUCAGUCCGUGUCUCCAGAGAGUACGUCCGACAAGACAACGUCAUGCCGCAGCAACAGGCCACAGGGAAAUGGAAGGAGACCUUUGCCAAAGGAUGUCUCCCUCAAAGAUACGUCCUCGGACUGAUGGGCUUUUUCGCUGUUGCAAAUGCAUAUUCAAUGCGCUCUUGUCUCAGUCUUGCUAUCACAGAAAUGGUAGUAGUCCCAAAACAUAAAGAUCAUAUCGUUAAUGAUGAGUAUGCUUGUCCAGGAGGUGACUUGAUUUUAAGAAAUCACACAAAUCCUGAUAAUGAGUUUGACUGGGAUGAGAAAACGCAAGGAUUGAUUUUAUCUGCAUUUUAUUGGGGAUAUGUGAUAACACACAUACCUGGAGGCUUACUAGCUGAGAGGUUUGGUGGUAAACAAACUUUAGGGCUUGGGAUACUCAGCACAGCAUUAUUAACACUCCUUACACCGCUGGCAGCAAGACAUGGACCUAACUGGAUGAUUGCAGUUAGAUUUUUAGAAGGACUUGGUGAAGGAACUACGUUUCCUGCACUCAAUGCUCUUCUUGCUCAAUGGGUCCCUCCAAUGGAAAGAGGAAAACUUGGAUCCCUCGUAUUUGCAGGGAAUCAGAUUGGAACAGUAGUAUCAAGUUCAUUGACUGGAAUAUUAUUGAAGUAUUGGGAAGGAGAUUGGCCAGAUGUGUUUUAUCUAUUUGGAAUUCUUGGUGUUAUCUGGUAUGUAGCCUGGUGCUUCUUGUGCUACUCUGAUCCAGCAUCACAUCCUUUCAUAACAACAGAAGAAAGAGAAUAUUUACAAGAAACACUUGGAUGUGUGAAAAGAAGAGAGAAUUUGGCUCCAACCCCUUGGGGGAAAAUGGCCUUGUCACUUCCUCUUUGGUCUCUGGUGAUUGGACAGAUCGGUCAUGACUGGGGUCUCUUUACAAUCCAGACGGAUCUUCCUAAAUAUAUGAAAAGUGUGAUGCACUUCUCAAUAGCACAGAAUGGAUUUUUAAGUGCUCUUCCAUUUUUGGUCAUGUGGUUCACAGCUAUGGGAGCAGGUUGGCUUUCUGACUUUUUGUUAAUAAGAAAGUGUCUUUCAGUCACUGCAGCUAGAAAAAUAUUCACAACAAUAGCAUCUGUUGGACCUGGUCUUGGAGUCAUAGCAGCAUCUUAUGCUGGUUGUGACAAAAUUGCUGUGGCCACACUGUUUACUGUUGGUAUGGCCUUCAUGGGAUUUUUCUAUCCUAGUCUUAAAGUGAAUGCGCUUGACCUUAGCCCUAACUAUGCUGGAACCUUAAUGGCUAUAGUCAAUGGAAUUGGAGCGAUUUCUGGCAUAAUCACACCAGCACUUAUAGGAUAUCUUACGCCUAAUUCAACACUUCUUGAAUGGAGACUGGUAUUUUGGAUUUCUUUCUCAGUAAUCAUUCUUACAAAUAUUGUCUACAUAAUAUUUGGCUCAGGUGAAGUUCAGCCAUGGAAUGAUCCAUUGAACACAACCAAAGAAGAAACAAUAGCUUGGAAUGCUAACAAUGAUAAAGUAAUUAUUGAUGGAAAAGAAAAUGAAAAAGAAAAUGGAGUCUAAGCCUGAAAAUGACAAAAUAUUGUAAAUAUGAAGAUGUACAAUACAUUAUAAAUAUAUACAUUAUAAAUACAUACAUGAGUAUGUGUAGUACGUGAAAUUUUAAAUUACUAUACUGAAGGAACUGUAAAUAUAAAAAUAUACCUUUAGUUCAAUAUGGUUUACAUGAUAAAUUGUAGUUUUCCAUGCUAGAGAAAAUAAAAAUGUAAAUAUAGUUGUAAAAUCAUACAUUAUUUAAUGUAAUAUUUUAAAGAAACGGAACUGUUUUCUUAUUAGUAAAGCUAACUUCCUUAGAAGUAGGCAUAUAUACUAUUUGUUUUACAUUUAAAAAAUAUUUAUUUAUUGUUAAAACUGUACAAAAAAUAUAAAUUGUUUUAUAAAUAUGUGACAUGCUCAUUUCAUACCCUGAAGAAAAUAUAUUUCUUGGAUUACUCAGCAGAAAAAAAAAAAAUAUUUUCAAGCACAUUUAUGCAUGUUAAAUAUUUAGCUCUUCAUUUCUUGGUUUAUUUUAUUUAUAUAUGUAUAUAUAUAAAGUGAUAAAUAUCUAAUAAUUUUUAUCCAUUCAAUGCUUGUUAUUUAAAUAAUUACUUAAGAUAAAAUAUGACAGAUAAAUUUAAAGUAAUA
Messenger RNA from Nezara viridula (southern green stink bug), 2252 nucleotides. The record is from the annotation of a GenBank genome assembly. Lineage: Eukaryota; Metazoa; Arthropoda; Insecta; Hemiptera; Pentatomidae.